This is a messenger RNA of Salvia miltiorrhiza (redroot sage), 2111 nucleotides long. RefSeq lists its product as uncharacterized. The transcript has 2 exons. The record is from RefSeq and is a predicted model, not a curated record. Bases 65 to 1534 code for a protein of 489 amino acids. Lineage: Eukaryota; Viridiplantae; Streptophyta; Magnoliopsida; Lamiales; Lamiaceae.
AAAUCUCAGUUCAAAUUACACUCACACACAUUCUGUUUGUUGAGAAGAAGAAAAGAAAGAGACGAUGAGCGAGAAGGGAAAGAAUGAGGUGAUUGAGCUUGAUCAUUUCUUCCAUAAACAUCCACUCAUUUUGACGGAAAGAGCUGGCCGUACUGAAUACGACUUAUGUUCUGGCUGCUGGAGGUACAUCUUCUCCGGAGAGACGAUCUACAGAUGCCGCGACUGCAGCAGCCCAACGUUACACGAAGAAUGCGCAGAAAUGCCGCGAGAGAUAACGCUCUCCUUGCACCCUCAACACACCCUCGUCCAAAAAGAGAGCCGUCGCAGAUCAUGCUCUGUCUGCGGAAAAGGAAUACGUGGAAUUGGGUACUACUGCAGUAGCUCCGGCUCAUGCCAGUUCCAGAUACACCUUGGGUGCGCACGGAGCAUGGACGUGAUGGGUGCAGCUGCUGCUGGCAACCAACACCCCAGCCAUCCGCAGCAUGAGCUCAAGCUGUUGUGGAGGCCUGGGCGGGCUGCCUCCUUGAGGUGCGAUGCUUGCAGCACCAUACACCGAGGGAACUCUUAUCUGUGCACCGUUUGUCAGUACUCUAUCAACGAGAGCUGCGCCGCCUUGCCUGCCACCCUCGACCACCACCUCCACGGCCACCCGCUCUCCCUUGCUUAUUGUCUCCCACUAGACUAUAUCAAGUGGAAUUUCAAGUGUGACGUGUGUUUCAAGGACUUGCUCCGUAAAUAUUGGGUCUAUCAUUGUGAGAUUUGCAGAUAUGUUGCCCAUAUCAACUGCGCCAUCACAACAUCUCCCGUCAUCAUGAGCAAUAUUGAUGUGGAUGCAGUUGAUGGAGAUGUCAUUGCGUUUCCCAUAAAUGACGCAGUGGAGCUCAUUGGACGUUUUGUUACGAGAUUAGGAGUAACGGUCAUCUCUCAUGAUAAUGAGAUCGUCAAAGGCAAAUACAAACUCCAUAAUCCCGACCAUCAAUUACAUUUAAUCUCGUCAUCCCGGCUUGAAGAAGAAGAAGAAGAAGAAGGAGACAAUAGCGAUGAUGAAGAUGACGAUGAUCUUAACUAUGGCUUAAAAUCAACAUUAGUAUGUGACGGGUGCACCGGACCAAUUUUAGAGAAGAAACAGAAAUCUGGCUCAUCGUCAUCAAAUAAAUACAUAAGUUGUGGCGAAUGCAAAUACUCUCUUCACUUACCUUGCUUCCAAUCACCAACCGAGCUUUCCUCUCAUCCACUCCACCCAGAACCUGAUCACAUUCUAACCCUUCAAACCGGCCCCAAACUCAACUUUGUCUACUGCAGCUUCUGUCGUUUCUAUACGAAUGGGCUCUUCUAUGAGUGCAAAAUGUGCAACUUCAAAGUAGAUAUAAAGUGCAUUUCUCUGCCCGACACCAUAAAACACGCAGCUCACCCACACCAUCAUCUCAAGCUGCUCACUAAAGAGAUAACAAGGAACAGUGGCUUCUGGCUGCGUGCAUGCAGCGCAUGUGGUUAUGAUACAUUUGCCGAUGUCUGCUACAGAUGUGAUGGCUGACAAACCAUAAUGCAUUCUGCGUGUGCGUUGCUGCCUGCACAAGUGAGUAAUCCUAGAUGGGAUAAGCACCCGCUGCCGCGCGCUGACGUCCAAUGCCAGCGCCAACCAUCCGAGUAGCUUCUACUGUGAAGUCUGCGAAGAAGAGAUGAAUCCCAAGAGGUUGAUGUAUCACUGCCGAGUCUGCGAUGUUUCCAUCCAUCCCAACUGCUUGCGGACAGCAUCAGGCGAGUAUCGGAACAUCAAGUUUGGUCUGUGGUAUGAUGUCCCUGCUGCACUUCACCACCACCCUCUCGCCUAUCAAUUUCUAACCAAGAAGCUGCGCUGCGACGUCUGCGGCAAAAGGAAGGAUUAUGGUACUCGUGGAUUUCAGUGUACUUCACACAAAUGUGACUUCUUCAUGUGUUUAUUCCCGUGUGGUGCUAGAGAUCACAAAGAUGCCAUGCACGCCCAUUGAUUCAGGAAAUCUCCGAUUUACACUGUUCCAUACCUCCACCGCUUGUAAUAAAGAAUUGCCUCCACCUCGAGCAUGGAAAUACUUUAUAUUAUAUUUGUAAAUGUCAAACCAAAAUUGAUCAUG